AUGCAGACUGUGGUCAGAUGGCGCCGACCCUCGGAAAUUGAGUCCAGCCGUUACCCGAGUGCCGCCAACCCCUGCACCUACCUGCUCGGCAACUCACUGUGUUACGUGGUGUCCGGAAGCUUCCUGCUGGUCGUCGGGGUCAUUAUAACAUCCUUGACCUUCCAGAACCUCGACAGCUCUAGUGGUGAAAACAAGGAAAGGUAUGCUGGGCCGGUGCUGAUCGCUGCCGGAGUGCUAGUGAUGGCUCGAGGGGCGCUGGGUCGGCUGUGGCCGCGGAGAACCACCUUGUCUUCCAGACGACAGUCCUUGCUGCGUCGCUACAUCAGGGAAAUCUACAGCAGACCAAUCUUUGCCUUACAGCGAAAUUCCACCUUCAGCCAUUGUGACUUGGAAGUAUCCGACUUGUACCACGUUUCCUCCCGGUCACGAUUGUACAGUGACGACCCGCCUUCGUACGACAUAGUAACCAACAGCGACUACCUUUAUCCUGAUGCAUAUGUGCACGCCUACACAAACCCAGCCAAUGAGGUUGAAGAUGAAGAAGACAUUUACCCUACUCCGUUUCCACCACGAAUUGUGAUUGGUUCCAUAUCUGAGCCGGACACCCCCAACGAAUCUCAUUGCCUGCCUAAUGAGGAUCACAGCCCACCCCCUUCGUAUGAUGAGUACAUAUUGUCAACAAAUAUGAAGACAACAGCUUUGUAG
Molecule: messenger RNA, 705 nt
Organism: Candidula unifasciata
Lineage: Eukaryota; Metazoa; Mollusca; Gastropoda; Stylommatophora; Geomitridae
Source: the annotation of a GenBank genome assembly